Messenger RNA from Micromonas commoda, 2778 nucleotides. RefSeq lists its product with no specific name. Gene Ontology annotation, cellular component: membrane coat. The transcript has 8 exons. Gene Ontology annotation, molecular function: clathrin binding. Bases 1 to 2778 code for a protein of 925 amino acids. The record is from RefSeq and is a predicted model, not a curated record. Gene Ontology annotation, biological process: intracellular protein transport; vesicle-mediated transport. Lineage: Eukaryota; Viridiplantae; Chlorophyta; Mamiellophyceae; Mamiellales; Mamiellaceae.
AUGUCAGGAGGGGAUGCGAGAUAUUUUACAUCGUACAAAAAAGGGGAGAUUGCUGAGUGGCGUAACGAAAUAAACAACCCCGACAGAGAUAAGAAGAAAGGAGCCGUUAAAAAAGUUAUCGCCGCCAUGACUGUUGGGAAGGACGUAUCCAUGCUCUUUACAGAUGUUGUAAAUUGCAUGCAGACCGGCGAUGUAGAAAUGAAAAAGUUGGUGUAUCUCUACUUGAUCAACUAUGCCAAAAAUCAACCUGACUUGGCAAUUCUUGCCGUCAACACAUUCGUAAAGAAGGACACACAAGAUCCAAAUCCUCUCAUAAGAGCUCUUGCUGUGCGAACCAUGGGAUGCAUCCGUGUUGAUAAAAUAACCGAAUAUCUAUGCGACCCACUUCAGCGCGCACUAGAUGAAGAUCCCUACGUAAGGAAAACAGCUGCCAUAUGUGUUGCAAAGCUUUUUGAUAUUAAUGCAGAGCUGGUCCGGGAUCGGGGCUUCCUUCAUCAGCUUCACGAUCUUCUCGCUGACAGCAACCCUAUGGUCGUUGCCAACGCAGUUGCAGCGCUCUCUGAGGUCCAGCACAGCUCCUCGAGCGGCAUCGAAAAUUUCACACUAGCAUCAGAUACGGUGCACAAACUCCUUGCUGCUUUGAACGAGUGCACAGAAUGGGGUCAAGUAUUUAUCCUUGACUCCAUAUCAUCGUAUUCUCCUCAAAAUGAAAGGCAAGCCGAAAGUAUUAUUGAACGCGUGACACCGCGCUUACAGCAUGCAAACUGCGCUGUUGUGCUUUCUGCUGCCAAAGUAUUAAUCAGUCAGCUGGAGGGAGUUCGAAAUUCUGAUGCUGUUUCCCAUGCUGUUAGAAAAUUGGCACCUCCACUUGUUACUCUCUUGAGUGCAGAGUCAGAAAUUCAAUAUGUUGCACUUCGAAACAUCAACUUGAUCAUCCAAAGGUACCCAGAUGUUUUGCAGGAUGAAAUAAAAGUUUUUUUCUGCAAAUAUAAUGACCCGGCAUUUGUGAAGCAAGAAAAACUUGAAACCAUGGUGAAGCUUGCUUCGCAAGAAAAUAUUGAGCAGGUGUUACUCGAGUUUAAAGAGUAUGCGACCGAAGUAGAUGUGGAGUUUGUCAGGAAAUCAGUGCGAGCUAUUGGUCGUUGUGCAGUUUCCAUCGCCGACUCUGCAGAACGUUGCAUUGGGGUGCUUCUUGAACUGAUAAAAACAAAAGUGAAUUAUGUUGUUCAAGAGGCGAUCGUUGUCAUCCGCGACAUUUUCAGGCGGUACCCAGAUCGGUACGAGGGCGUGAUUGGGGCAUUGUGUGACUCGCUUGAUUCACUGGAUGAGCCGGAGGCAAAAGCUUCGAUGGUGUGGAUUAUCGGCGAGUAUGCCGAUCGCAUAGACAAUGCAGAAGACCUAAUGGACGUAUUCUUAGAGACUUUUUCUGACGAAGCAGUGGAUGUACAACUGCAGCUGUUGACCGCAACAGUUAAAUUAUUCCUCAAGAAACCCUCAAGCGGGCCGCAAAACCUCAUUCAAAAAGUUCUGCAUCAAGCAACAAGCGAUACAGACGACCCGGACCUUCGAGACCGAGCAUAUGUCUACUGGCGGCUGUUGUCAUCUGAUCCUGAAGCUGCAAAAGAGGUUGUCCUGGCAUCGAAACCGAUGAUGAGUAAUGACCGCGCAUACCUUGAUCUUGAGGCACUUCAACAACUUCUAAGACAGGUUUCAACAUUGAGCUCCGUGUACUAUAAGAUUCCCUCUGCAUUUGCGCCACGAUCAACCAACAUCAUUAAUGGAGUGAACCUCGACGAGACCAUGUCCAGCGAUCUUGCUGACAGUGCAAACAAGAAAGGUGCUGAAAAUAGUGCUUCUGCAUCUCUUUCACCGACGCCGGGGGUGGAUAUGCUGGCGGACCUAAAUGAUGGUUUUGAAGCUGCUGCGAAGCAAAGCGCAAGUGCAAAUCUAGAUAGCUUCGCCGCGUUUCCAGAAUCCCCUGGCACAUUCUUAACCAGACCUUCUUCUUCGCAAGCGUCAAAUCCAUCAUCAGGCGCUUUCGCUAAAUCUACUUUACCUUCAAGCAGGAGACCUGUCCUUCUGUCGGAGCAUGCCUCCUCUGGUCUUCGGAUAAGUGGAUCAAUUGUCAGCCGCGGCGAUGGAAUGCCAUAUUAUGAUUUUCUUAUCAGUAAUUUGACCCAGAAACCAUUGACUGGAUUUCAGUUUCAAUUCAACAAGAACUUUUUCAUGUUGGCCCCAGAGCAGCAACCAGAUGAUGGUAUGAUUUCACCUGGUGAGAGUAAAAGCUGCAUGAUCCCGCUAUCAUACUUGGGAACUUCUGCUGGAGGAAAAGCGUCUCUUUUGCUUCAGGUUGCUGUCAAAUCUCCGCUUCAAAAUGAUGCUAUUUUUUACUUCAAUGAUCAAAUACCAUUGGAAGCUAUCUUGCAGCCUGCGGCUGAAAUGGGUUUUGAACUGUUUACAGAAAUAUGGCAGUCGAUAAGAAUGGUUGAUAAAUGCACCAAGCGGCUCGAUGUGUCUUGGCCAUUAUCUGGUGCAAGCAUCGAGGGCGCAUUGGCAAAGCUUGAAAACAAUAAGUUCAAUACCGUGUCGCUCAAAUCUAAUGAUGAUGCUCACGUGGCCUUUGUUAUGGGGAAAAUUAUGCUGGCAAAAUCAGAAGAAUACAUCCUCUUGCAAAUCACUUUUGCCAUUGGCACCGGUGCGAUUGAUGCGGCAUGUCGGUCGCGAGUGGAAGGCAUAUCGGACUUGACCUUGCUUGCCGUGCAUCGCUUGAUGUCUUGA